Molecule: messenger RNA, 1041 nt
Organism: Chelmon rostratus (copperband butterflyfish)
Lineage: Eukaryota; Metazoa; Chordata; Actinopteri; Chaetodontiformes; Chaetodontidae
Gene: tmem255a
Product: transmembrane protein 255A
Exons: 10
Coding region: 1-1041 (346 amino acids)
Source: RefSeq, a predicted model, not a curated record
AUGCCUCCUGCCCAGAGCCUUCAGUCCAGCGGGCUGACUCUCUCUGAGACCAGCAUGGGCUCCUUUAAGAGGAGGAAGAGGAAAUCCAUAAUAGUGACGGUGAUGCUGCUCAUUGUAUCUGUGCUCAUCCUCAUCUUUGGCCUGGCAGCGACCACCAGGACGCAGAACAUCACGGUGGGCGGCUACUACCCAGGAGUCAUUCUGGGCUUUGGCUCUUUUCUGGGAAUUAUCGGCGCUCAUUUGAUAGAGAACAAGAGGCAGAUGUUAGUGGCGUCUAUUGUCUUCAUCAGUUUCGGAGUGGUGGCUGCCUUCUGCUGUGCGAUUGUCGAUGGAGUUUUUGCUGCAAGGCACAUUGACCUGAGGCCUCUGUAUGCAGGUCGUUGUGACUAUCACUCCAGUGAGACUGCAUCUGACCGCGAUGUGCCCUGUCAGACAUCAUCACGCACGCCCUGUAACCUGCGCGUGAAGAGCAACACCUGUUACUGCUGCGACCUCUACAACUGUGGGAAAGAACAUCCUCUUAUGGGACUUCAGAAUAAAGAUGUUUUGAAAAAGUUUAGGAAAUCAUCCAUGAUUUGGAAGGCUAGCCGUGUAGAGGUGAUUGGAGGCUACCAUGAAUACACAGAUGUGAAGAGCUGCCAGGACGUGGUGCACCUCUAUCACCUGUUAUGGUCCGCUACCAUCCUCAACAUCGUGGCCCUCUUUCUGGGCAUCAUUACUGCUGCAGUGCUGGGAGGUUUCAAAGACAUGACUCCCUCUGCUGCCUCAGAGAGUACAUCUGAACCAGAGGCCAUCACAGCUCCAGUUCCCUUAGAGCCUCCUCCACCCACCACUUCCCUCAACUCGUACUACAACACUGCCCCCUGCCUGCCGCCUUACACUGCCUAUGACGUGCAGGGCUCCUACUUGUUCCCUGACUCCUCAGGCCUGUCAGAUGACUCCCAGUCUGGAGCCAGCCACCUGUGGCCCACGAUGGUCCCUCCACGCUACUCUCCUCCUCACAACCAUCCUGAUGAGAAGCCCCCACCGUACAGCCCGUAA